AGCCGCCAUUUAUUAACUCAUUCCAGCUCCUAUAUUUAAAUUUCAAACGGCCAUGCACUUCACUGAGUUCACACUGCUUCCUUUCUUCUUGUUUUUUUUCUGUUUUUCACACACUGUGUGUCUCUUUUAGUUGUGGUUUUUUUUCCUAGUUUGAGUCUGGCUUUUCAGGAGGUUUGGGAUUGUUAACAAUGGAUGAUGUGUAUGCGAAGUUUAUUAGCAGAAUGAACCCCACAAGAGUUGUGAUUGACAAUGAAUCUUGUGAACAUGCCACUAUUAUAGAGGUUGUUAGUGCUAAUAGGCAUGGAUUACUCCUUGAAGUUGUCCAAGUACUUACAGACUUGAACCUCAUCAUAACAAAAGCAUACAUCUCCUCUGAUGGAGGAUGGUUCAUGGAUGUGUUUAAUGUGACUGACUGUGAUGGGAACAAAAUUAGAGAUGAAGGUUUUCUAAAUUAUAUACAAAAGACUCUUGAAACUGAUGCAUUGAGAGGGCUAAAUGGGGUAAUGCCCUGCAAGGAGCACACAUCAAUUGAACUAACCAGCACUGACAGGCCGGGGUUGUUGUCAGAAGUUUUUGCAGUGCUCACAGACCUAAGAUGCAAUGUGGUAAACAGUGAAAUCUGGACACACAAUUCUAGAGCUGCAGCUGUUAUUUAUGUCACAGACCAGGAAACUGGAGGAGCAAUUGAAGAUCCAAAACAGCUCUCCAAGAUGAAUGAACUGCUAUGCAAUGUCCUCAAAGUAAAUAGCAAUUUUAAGACGCCAAGAUUGACAAUAUCCUCCUCUGGGAUAAUGCACACACAAAGAAGAUUACAUCAGAUGAUGUUUGCUGAUAGGGAUUUUGAAAGGCUUGAAGGUGUCAAGCAUAGUUCAAGAAACCAUGUUUGUGUAUUAGAUUGCAAUGAUAGAGACUAUACCGUCGUCACUGUAAGAUCCAAAGACCGGCCAAAACUUUUAUUUGACACACUGUGCUCUCUAGCAGAUAUGCAAUAUGUGGUAUUCCAUGGGACAGUCAUCACAGAAAGAAUGGAAGCUUACCAGGAAUACUACAUUAGACAUAUGGAUGGGCUUCCUGUAAGUUCAGAAGCUGAGCGACAACGUGUUAUAGAAUGCCUUGAAGCAGCCAUCGAGAGGCGAGCCUUUGAGGAACUGGAAUUAGAACUGUGCACUGAUGACAGACUUGGACUCCUUUCAGAUAUUACCAGGAUAUUUCGUGAAAAUGGUUUGUGCAUUAAGCAAGCAGAGAUCUCAACAAGGAGUGGGACAGCAAAAGACACUUUCUUUGUCACAGAUGCGUAUGGCAAACACGUUGACCCUAAAAUCAUUGGUUUGAUUAAGCAACAGAUAGGACAAAACAUAUUACAGGUUAAAGGGAACUUGAAUAUGUCUCCGAAACUUCCUCAGGAGACGGCAAGAAGUUUCCUCUUCACAAACCUUUUUAGAAGUCUUAGCUCUCAAAAUUUUGGGCUCAUAAGAUCCCAUCCAUAGUUUGCUCAUGCUCUUUCUUGGAAGGAACAAUGACGGGACAUUGAGGGCUGCCUUUUGAACCAUACUAGGGACAGAACACAAUCAUGUUAUAGACUUAUAGUCACCAUCUAUGCUAGGAA
Quercus lobata is the source of this 1606-nucleotide messenger RNA. RefSeq names its product ACT domain-containing protein ACR6-like. The record is from RefSeq and is a predicted model, not a curated record. The transcript is spliced from 7 exons. The coding region runs from base 189 to 1487 and encodes 432 amino acids. NCBI's taxonomy places the organism in Eukaryota, Viridiplantae, Streptophyta, Magnoliopsida, Fagales, Fagaceae.